GGGAAUGCCGCGCGGCUACUCCGAGGCCCGCCUGAAAGCAGCAGACCGAGCAGCUGCCGACUGUGCUCGGACCCAAACCCGGGACCUGCACGGUCCAACCCGCCACCGCCGUCAUGUACGAUCCCGAGCGCGGCUGGAGCCUGUCCUUCGCCGGCUGCGGCUUCCUGGGCUUCUACCACGUCGGGGCGACCCACUGCCUGAGCGAGCGCGCCCCGCACCUCCUCCGCGACGCCCGCAUGUUCUUCGGCUGCUCCGCCGGGGCGCUGCACUGUGUCUCCUUCCUCUCCGGGAUCCCGCUAGACCAGAUUCUGCAGAUCCUCAUGGACCUCGCCCGGAAGGCCAGGAGGCGGAACAUCGGCAUCCUCCACCCUUCCUUCAAUAUGAACCAGUUCCUCCGUGAUGGUCUCCACGAAAACCUCCCAGCCAACGUCCAUCAGCUCAUCUCUGGCAAAAUAGGCAUCUCGCUUACCAGAGUGUCUGAUGGGAAGAACGUGCUGGUGUCUGAUUUUCACUCCAAAGAUGAAGUUGUGGAUGCCCUGCUGUGUUCCUGCUUCAUCCCUUUCUACUGCGGCUUGAUCCCGCCUUCCUUCAGAGGUGUGCGGUACGUGGAUGGAGGAGUGAGUGACAACAUCCCCUUCUUCGACACCAGAACGACCAUCACCGUGUCCCCCUUCUAUGGGGAGCACGACAUCUGCCCCAAAGUCAAGUCCACGAACUUCCUCCACGUGAACGUCACCAAGCUCAGCCUGCGCCUCUGCUCGGGGAACGCCUACCUUCUGUGUAGGGCCCUGUUCCCCCCAGAUCUCAAGGUUCUCGGAGAGAUAUGCCUUCGAGGAUACUUGGAUGCCUUCCGGUUCUUGGAAGAGAACGGCAUCUGUAACAGGCCCCAGCCAUGUCUGAAUUUGUCCCCGGCUGAGGUGACCUCGGAGGUCGUGGCACCCUGCUGUGAAAGCAGGAGCCCGGAGUCCAUCCAGGAGCCAGCGGCUCUGGCCAUGGGGCCUGUGGGAGGCGAGCUACUGGACCACCUGCGCCUCAGCAUCCGGCCCUGGGAUGAACGCGUCCUGGAGACCCUCUCGCCCAGGCUGGCUGACGCCCUGAACAAAGCCAUUAAAGACAGAGGCGGGUACAUGAGCAGGGUGUGCGACCUGUGGCCCGUCCGGAUCAUGUCCUACAUGAUGUUGCCCUGCACCCUGCCCGUGGAGUCUGCCAUCGCCGCUGUCUGUGGCUUUGUGACUUCCUCAGGGCUUGUGGGGAGGUUAAACGAGGUCAGAGGUGGAGGGAAGGCCCUUGCCCGGGCCUGGCUGACAGGCUCUCAGCGGCACCCUGAAAGUUGGGCUGUCCUUACCGCCAUGUGCCCCUUGCUCGCGCGUGCCUCGUGCUCACCGCGGGCCUGGUCUCGCUCCCGCAGACUGGUGAUGUGGCUCCCGGAUAUCCCUGAGGACCUCCAGUGGCUGCAGUGGGCAACCUCCCGAGUGCUCACCCGCAUGAUGCCGUGCCUGUUCUCCUCCUCCAGGCAGCUGAGUCAGUCAGAGGCCCCUGUGCAGCUGCUGAAAUCUGCGACCCUGACCUCCCUGCACAGGGACAGGGACAAGGCCACUCCGUGGUCCAUCUUCAAGACCAGCUUGUGCUCCUGCUCAGGCAGCAAAAUACCUGCUGGUGGGCUGGCACUCCGCCUUCCUGCCUUGCCCGCGAAGAACAGUUCCUGAGUCAUGUUGGAGGCAAGUGUAGGAAACUCUUCCGUGUGUUAGGCCUUUCUGAACUUUGCAGCUACUUCUGCACUGUCUGUGACUGCACGCCCGCAUGUGCGGACCCUGCUUUGUGCCGAUGGUGUGCUCACCACAGCCUGUGCGAUGAAUUGGCCCCCGUGAGGAGCUAGGACACCACGUCGAGUGUCCAUGGAAAUCGGCCAAGGAGUCCACCACCGUGUCUUAUCCCGGCUGUUAGGGAAGCGGCCCCAGGAAGGCAGCCUGGCCUGCAAGCUCAUCACGGACUGCCUCCCAGCUUGUGAAUGGCUAGACUGCCCUUUGUGAGGCUCCUACCGUGGCAAAUGUCUGGGCCGGUGGACACCCCAUGGCUGGGGACUGGACUGGCCUUUGGGGGGCGUUGGGGGUUGGAAGGAGGAAUAGCACCAUCCCAUCUCUGGACAGGAAGCCAUCUGUGUGGUAGGAAGAGGGUGCAGUCCCUCCCCCAGAAGGGUUCGGCCUGCUACCAGCCAGGUGGCAUUAAAAGAUGGUAACUUCCUAGGCUGGCCCCGUAACCUAGUGGUUAAGGGAGCCAGGUCCCACAUGGCCUCGUUCAAAUCCCACCCCAGUGGGGCCUGAGAAACACAGCAGGUACUUAUGCAGGGUGGGGAGAUGGAGGAGGCACAGCAUGACCACGCCCCGUGGGGAGGUGCUCACUCUCAUCUCCAUCUCUGGUGAGAGCAUAUGCCCUCUGGCGAUUAAAGAUAUUGAAAAAAUGAUAAUAACUUGUUUACACUUUAUAAGGAUUUUGCAUGAAAAUGUAAGGGAACUUCAUUAUCUGUUGAAUUGUGUAUUAUGUGCAUCAGUGACUUGUUAAUGAAAUAAGCCUUAAAAGAAUUCUAAGGUGCUGGGCAGGCAUCUCAGCCCCACCCCCACGCCUCCUGGGCAGGAGCCUCCUCCCCUGGAGCCCUUGGCCUGGACUGGGCCUGGACUUGGCCACCUGUCUGCAGCUUCUGUGUGUGUCCUUGCUGUCUCUGCACCUUCCUCUUCCACCACCCGUCCUCCGCUGUCCUGCUCCCAGCCUUGAUGGGGACCAGCGCUUCAGUCCCUGCCUUUCCCCAGCGCAGGGGCCCUUAGCCAGCUCAGUGUAAUAGGACUGAAGGUGAGAAGUGUGUUUGAAAGAGAAGAAAGGAUGCUAUGCUUGACUCCUUAACAAAGCCAGCGGAGUGACAGCUCUCCCUACAGCUGGAAGUGCCCCAGAGUCACGGAGAGCUGGUGGGGACAGAGCACCUACAGGAAGAGACACACCCUGGAAGGAAAAAGCCGGCUAGGGCAAGACCGUGGGCCCUUCUCUCGAUGAGCCAUGGGCUCCUCGAAGGCAGAGGCUCCUCGGGAAAACAGUCGCUACCUGGUGUGUGGACUGUCCUCCUGUCCCUUCAGGGCAGGAGUUCAGAUCCGAUCCGCUUCUUCUGGGGGCUGGGUGAGCCCCAGGCCUCUGCUUCUGGAAGUGCUCACUCCCUGAGUGAGGCCAGCGUGAGGAGCUGUGGGCUCUUCCUUCCCCACUCCCACCUGGGGUGCCAGAACCAGGUGCUGUCCACCACCCCCGUCCACCGCAGAGCUGGAGUCUGUGGGCGAGGUGACAUUGACACCACCUGGACUCCUUGUCACAUGUCCUCAGACCUCCCCGAGCUUCCCAGUGGACUUCCUCCUAUUAGAACCACAUCCAAGAACCAGCCCUUGGUGUGAUGGGUGAGGGUGGCUGGAUCUCAUGUCCAGUUGAAUAGUUUGAAUCCCGGACCCAGCGGCUUAAGAAACCUGCUGGGUGUGUUUGCAUGUGUGCCCAAAGUCUCAAAAGGAGGGAAAAAUGGAGACGGGACUGGGGUGUGACUGUGCUGUCAGGGUGGGGGAUACUUUCUGUUUUCUUCUCUUUCUCUCAGAGCACAUGCCCUCUGGGGGUUGAAAAAUCUCAGGUGAGCACACAUGCCCUCUGACAAAACUUAAAAGAAGAAGAAGAACCACCUGCUAGGUCACGCAGCUAGGACCAGGCUUAUUGGUAUUGUGCAGUCGGGCAGGUGUGUUCACUGGUUUUGUGACAGUUCCCAGGAAAGAUGUGUUAAGUGGCUGCUAGGAUUACGGGUCACUUACUUUCUUUCUGCCUUUUAAAAUUAUUCAGCCUUCUUCAAGUGAACCUAUGUUUUACAACCAUUACAAAUGGGCACUAAGAUAAGGACGGGAAGGAAGUGCAAUACUCAGAAAUAAACGGCCUAGGCCUCUCAUCCACCUGGCCUUAAAUGCUGCCCACCCACCCCACUGCUCUGCGGGGCCCAGAGGCGCAAGCCCCAGGCCCUCUCCUCUGGUUCCACCUCUGAAG
This is a messenger RNA of Tupaia belangeri chinensis (Chinese tree shrew), 4053 nucleotides long. It is a transcript of the gene PNPLA3, whose product is annotated as patatin like domain 3, 1-acylglycerol-3-phosphate O-acyltransferase. The coding region runs from base 114 to 1706 and encodes 530 amino acids. Gene Ontology annotation, cellular component: lipid droplet; membrane; cytoplasm. Gene Ontology annotation, biological process: triglyceride catabolic process; lipid homeostasis. Gene Ontology annotation, molecular function: triacylglycerol lipase activity; 1-acylglycerol-3-phosphate O-acyltransferase activity. Lineage: Eukaryota; Metazoa; Chordata; Mammalia; Scandentia; Tupaiidae. The transcript has 11 exons. The record is from RefSeq and is a predicted model, not a curated record.